AAGACCUUCGGUGUCAAUGUGACGAAUUUUCCGGAGAAUCUACGUCUUGGCUUCCAGUUGAUGGCACCUUGACUCGGCCGUCUGUUGUUGGAAACAUAACGGAAGGGCUGGACUAUAUAAACUCUAGUAUUGCUCACUUAGGAACUCACACAAACCUGUUUCCUUCUCCCAUAUUUCCUUUCCUUUCUCCUUCCUUCUUUUGACCGACAGUCGUUCUCGCUACGCUCUCUUAUUCAGCGCGCCGAACCGAAAUGUCUUAUCUGAGUUCCCUUCGCUGCAACGCUGCGCUGUUCGUUGCGCUGUCUCUCCUGACCAGCGUCCGCGCUCACGGAUACGUGGAGACUUUUGUUUAUGGUGGAACAAACUAUACUGGUUACCUCCCGUACAACGACCCCUACAGCAACCCGGUCCCAGAUAGGAUUGAGCGUGUCAUCCCCGGUAACGGUCCUAUUGAGGACGUCACCAGCGAGGACAUUCGUUGCAACACUGGUGGAACAGCACCUGCGGCUCUUUAUGCCACAGCUGCAGCCGGGUCCAAUGUCGAGAUGCACUGGACUACUUGGCCCACCUCGCACGCGGGUCCUGUUAUAACGUACUUGGCUCAAGUUCCCGACGGUAGCGACAUUACUUCAUGGGAACCGGGUACAGAUGCCGUGUGGUUCAAAGUGGACGAAGCUGGCUACGAAGAUGGACAGUGGGCCGCCACCGAUAUCAUGGUUGACGAGCAGGACAACGUUUGGUAUUGGACCAUCCCUUCCGGUCUCCAAGCUGGCCAAUACCUCGUCCGUCAUGAAAUUAUCGCCCUACACUCCGCCGGUACCUACCCGGGUGCUCAAUUCUAUCCCGGCUGUAGCCAGAUUGAAGUCACUGGAUCUGGUUCCGACUUUCCUGACUCGUCAUACAUGGUGUCCUUCCCUGGAGCGUACGCUGGAACCGACCCUGGUAUCACCUUCAACAUGUACACUACGUUCGACAGCUACACCAUCCCCGGACCUGCCCUUUGGACUGGUGGAUCAGGUGCUGCCUCAUCUACGGCUGCCUCCGGUGCUUCAUCGACAGCUGCUUCCGGUGCUUCUUCAACCGCCACAUCCGGUGCUACCUCCACAGCUGUCUCUGGUACUACUUCCGCUGUUGGGAGUGCUUCGGGUUAGUGGUGUUGAAUCAAGCUAACGUUCACGUGGACUAACCUUUCGUUGAGCAGCGAGUUCGACUAGCGUCUCCGUGUCUACGAACGCUGCUGUUGCGACAUCUGUGUCGGCAUCAUCCUCGUCGGCAAUUGCAUCUGCGACUUCCAUCCCUUCUUCAUCUGUGGCUCAGGUAACUG
Desarmillaria tabescens is the source of this 1324-nucleotide messenger RNA. Its product is annotated as beta-1,4-endoglucanase. NCBI's taxonomy places the organism in Eukaryota, Fungi, Basidiomycota, Agaricomycetes, Agaricales, Physalacriaceae. The record is from RefSeq and is a predicted model, not a curated record. The coding region runs from base 252 to 1151 and encodes 299 amino acids. The transcript has 5 exons.